AUGUGCAUUGCCCUUCCACGCAGGCACCGCGCCCAAACCAGCGCCUCGCCCUUCAAAAACCUUCCAUACCAACGUCUCAACUCCCCGCCCCCAACGCCCCGGAUGGCACCGAGACCCACUUCCGCACCGGUGCCCGCUGUCGUCGCCGUCGCUGUCGACGAGGUCGCUCCGGCCCCGUCCCCAUCGGCCCCGUCCCCAUCGGCCCCUCGCAUAGCCUCCCAGCAUGAGCGCCUCCUUAUGGAGCUGCUACCUUUCGAAGACACCGCGACAUUCCGCGACUGGCUCGACGGCCCGUUCGUGCGCGGGUCAUGGGAUGAGUUCUGCGCGGACUACCUCUCCCUGGCGUUACUCAGGGCCGAAUCGCCCGGCGCCGUCCCGGAACCGGACAAGGCCCGCACGGCGCGGGCGGCGCGGGAGGCGCUCGGCACCCGGAAGCCAAAGUUCCUCGUCUACCAUCCGGACAAGACGGGCUGGGCGGCCGAGGACCACUACGUGCGCUUCGUCGUGACGCUCAUCGCGGACAACGGGCUGCGGAACAUGUGGAACGGUUCCGAGUGGAAAAGGAAGGGGCUGGACAUCGCCAAGGCCGCGUACGAGGUGCUCGUCUACCUCAAGGCGACCAUGGUGUACCCGGACCCGAACCCACCCAAUUACUAUGCAUGA
Colletotrichum navitas is the source of this 663-nucleotide messenger RNA. RefSeq lists its product as uncharacterized. The record is from RefSeq and is a predicted model, not a curated record. NCBI's taxonomy places the organism in Eukaryota, Fungi, Ascomycota, Sordariomycetes, Glomerellales, Glomerellaceae. Bases 1 to 663 code for a protein of 220 amino acids. The transcript has a single exon.